AUGGUGCAGUUACAUCAACUGAGGAAAGUACCGGUAACUGGUCGUGUUAUCACAAUGAAUUCGAUGCAGGCACCGCAACAGCUCAUUUCCGUUCCUACGCGCAUGGUCUCCAAUGGGACGCCGAUGAGUGACGCUGAUGCCGCAGUUCCUCUCGACAAACGCGAGAGGAAUUGGAAUUACUUGCGAUUCAAACGUCUAAAUUUCAGCAUAUCCCACCAAAUUCCUUUAUUCGACAAUUGGGGCAUCAUCCGGGAGCCCGACAGCGAUCAAAGUUCUCUGACACAGUCAUUCAUCAACGAUAACCAUCAAAGAGUUUACUCGUUCGAAGAACUGAUCUAUGAAUUGGCAGAUAGGAUAAUCACUUGCAGCGAGUUCAUAUUGACUCCUCCCUCGUAUGUGGCACCUGACUGGAGGUUCGCUGAAUACCCGCCAGCCGCGCAGGCUCUUUACCUGGCAUGUAUCGAGCUUCUCGCUAGUCCGCACACACUCGAGCACAUCGUGCCCGCAAUGAUUAGUCUGCUAGUGCGCUCAAGAGCUCAGCCACCGAGACCAUAUCUCAUGCUGAAUGCCAUAGCUUUACUUCUGACAGCUUUGCCUGAUGCGUAUUGUCGCGUACUGCAGAAUGAAUUUUUGAAUGUCACAGCGGAGUAUUAUCAGAUGUUACAGCCGCCCACUCAUUGUGAAUGUUGUGGCGCAGGCUUACUGCGCGAGUAUCUAGCGCUAGGCAUGGAUGAAAAAGGAAAAGCAGAAACGGCUUCAGGCGGUACUGAUAGUUCCGACACGGCGGGCGAUGCACCGGCUGCGCUACAUAGAGGAGAUUCUGUAGACGAUCCGUCGCCUCCUCCGGUCUCGGAUGCUACCAAGUCCUUGGAAUCUAUCUUUGUCAGGGAAGCAUUGGCUUUUCGCGCACGAGGUGGUGGUUGCGGAAAGCCUUUGGUUUACUAUAUGGAUGGAUUUACCAUUGAGGCUGGUGUUUUGAAUGAAUGGUUGUCAUAUUGCAAACAAGAGAUAACUUCAAACUACAAUCUGCGGUUCAAAAUACUUGUUCGUCUACGCAGUGCAGCAUUGACCUCGUCGACGUCAGACUGCCAUGAUAAAACAAGUCACUACGAUGGAUACUCAAUUUACACUCUGUUUCAGACAUAA
Molecule: messenger RNA, 1146 nt
Organism: Cylicocyclus nassatus
Lineage: Eukaryota; Metazoa; Nematoda; Chromadorea; Rhabditida; Strongylidae
Source: the annotation of a GenBank genome assembly